AUGGGUCUGGGCCCGGAGGGUCCAGUGGUGAGAUUGGUGGUGGCAGCACUUUUGUCUCGGGUGUCCUGGGUGCCUGAGGAAGAUGGCAAGAUGGCGGAGCCUCACUUCGCGGCGGCAGUGCUGACUUUGACAUUCAUUAGACAGGCUAAGUGUCUGGCCGUCAGCACCAGAAAGUCAGAAGACCCUGAUGUGUGCAUUCCAGAUAUCCCCAGCAGACAACUAGAAGAGAUGUCUCACCCUCCAACCUCCCGCAACAAGCCCUCCGACUUGUUUGAAAUGAUUGAGAAAAUGCAGAGGAGAGAGGAGAAAACACAUCCGGGAAUUCAAGAAGUGUUGAGAAGAGGUCAUCCUUUGCCCCUCUUAAUUGUGCCCCCACAAGGUGGGUACUGGAUAGAGGGAACUAACCACUCUCUGCCCUCCCCUGAAUCUGAUCUUCUAGCUCCAUAUGACAGAUUACGCAUCCUUCAAUCCGACCCGACGGCUCGUUUCUACAGAAAACACUUUUUGGGAAAGGAGCACCACAACUUCUGUGCUCAGGAUCCACGUCUCGGGGCUGUUGUCCUGUCUGCAAAACUGGAGCAGAAAAGCGAGAGGCUACGACUUAUACUGAGAACAAAAGCCGGUACCAAACAUCAGCUGGUCAACAUCUCUAGCUUUAGGCAGUUCCCGACCGCAGGACAGAUGGCGCAGGUCUUAUGUGAAGAAUUGUCUGUGGAAAGGUUCUUCCCCGUCCUGCACAUGAAGGCCUCUCAGCUGCUGGUCACCUUUGAUGAACACGUUAUGACCAACAACUUUAAGUUUGGUGUCAUAUACCAGAAACCAGGGCAGGUGACGGAGACGGAGAUGUUCGGUAACACAGAGGAGAGUUUGGGAUUUGCAGAAUUUCUCAAUUUCUUGGGAGAAAAAAUCAACCUGCAGAAUUUUAAAGGAUUCCGUGGGGGUCUGGAUGUAUCGCAAGGUCAGACGGGAACAGAGUCGGUGUAUACCACGUUCCGGGGCCACGAGAUCAUGUUCCAUGUGUCGACAAAACUGCCCUACACAGCGGGGGAUGCGCAGCAGCUCCAGAGGAAACGUCACAUUGGAAAUGACAUAGUAUCGCUGGUCUAUCAGGACGAGGGCGCCGUCUUCGCCCCCGAUAUCAUCACCUCCCAUUUUCUGCACUGCUAUAUUGUGAUUCAGUCCUGCCCGAGCCACAGCGGUGACGCCCUGUACAAGGUCUCGGUCACCGCCCGUGACGACGUUCCUGGAUUUGGACCGGCUCUGCCCAACCCUGCAGUGUUCCAAAAGAACCAGCAGUUCCGUGAAUUCCUUCUCACCAAGCUGAUUAACGCUGAGGUUAGCUGUUACCGAGCCGAGAGGUUCUCCAAGCUGCAGGAGCGCACGCGGAGCUGUCUCAUUGACACCUUGUACGAUGAGCUCUUUCUACACAGUCAGAGCGUCCUGGGCUCUCUAGAGGAAAAUCCUGGAGAUAAACUGGAGAAUCCGUCUAGUGGAUUCCUGGAGAACUUCAAGACAUUUUCGCUUUCCUUAAGGAGCCCGCAGAGGUCACGUGACGCACUUUCACGAGGAGGAAGAAGUGCCAGCAUCGCAAUAGAUAACGUCUCCGAGGAGAAGAGGCAUCUUUCAAGUCAGACGUCGGACCUCUGCAGGAAGCCGUUAGCCUCGUACUCCUCAUCCAAUAGCAGCAGCUUCUGCAGCGUGCAAGGCAGCGAGAGCUCCCCGGAGGAAAAAAUAACGGUGAGACCGCCAGACGUUCUUCUUAUCUAA
Molecule: messenger RNA, 1767 nt
Organism: Bufo gargarizans (Asiatic toad)
Lineage: Eukaryota; Metazoa; Chordata; Amphibia; Anura; Bufonidae
Product: rap1 GTPase-activating protein 1-like
Exons: 18
Coding region: 1-1767 (588 amino acids)
Biological process (GO): activation of GTPase activity; regulation of small GTPase mediated signal transduction
Cellular component (GO): cytoplasm
Molecular function (GO): GTPase activator activity
Source: RefSeq, a predicted model, not a curated record